CGCCAGGGGGCCGGGGCGGCGGGGCGGGCGGGCGGCUGGGCAGGAUGCUGAGCCGCCUGCAGGAGCUGCGCAAGGAGGAGGAGACGCUGCUGCGGGUGAAGGCGGCGCUGCACGACCAGCUCACCCGCCUCAAGGUGGAAGAGCUGGCGCUGCAGUCGAUGAUAAGAUCCAGGGAGGAGGACGCGGCCGUCCCGGCGGCAGCCGCUGCGGAGAGCCAGGAGACUCUUGGGCAGAUGGACAACGAGGCUGCUAUCAAUCAAACUGAAUUACAGCUAAGUCUUCAAGAUCAUGAAGAGGAAGAAGAAGAGGAGGAGGAAUCAGAUUCUUGAGAGAAAAAAAUCAAGGAUGGUUUAUAAUACAGACUCAGGAAUUUCUUCUUCAUUCAUAUAAAAUUUGCCUACAGAUUUUCAUGUUCUCCUAUGUAUGGAUAUGAUCCGUAUGAUACGCAAGACUUGGGGAGUCUGGGGAAGUUGCCCUUGAAGACAUGAAUAUCAGAAGCUUGGCAAAUUUUGAAUUAGAUGUUAAAAGAAUGAAAACUUGCUGCACAGAUAUGUAGCAUAAUCCAUUUUGUGUUUAAAACCUAAUGUGUAGCUUAUUACAUCUUUACACAUGGAUGGGAAAAGUCAUUAAUCAAGUCAGACUAAUUUAACAUAGUAAAAGCAAUAAUUUGUCUGUUCUAAUUUCCAGUUGCUGAAAUAUAAAACCAGGCCACGGAGGCUGGUUGCUAAACCAAUGAUUAUAUUAUAACCUCAUCUGCUUUAACUGGGAAUUUUAAGAUAUGCAGUGAGCACAGAUGUGUCCAGGAUUGUCUCCAGGCAUUCAGCUGCUAUGUUCUCAGUUACACAGACCACCAGACGUACACUUCCUAGAAAUGUGACUGAUAGAUGUAGGUGUUCUUACACUGGGAGAAGCAGAUAUUGCACUGUUGACCUCAUUUUAAGUGCAGUAGCAAGGGAGCCUCUCUUUGUCCCUACUGGUGCUGUUCUUAAGUACUGUCAGUCUGACUGAAACAGUGAAGUAUUUUCUACUUGCUCUUUCAGCGUAGCAGCUAAUUGUCCUUCUACUGUUCCACAAACUGUAUGGUAAUAAUUAGUCCACAUUACUUGUAAUAAAAAACUAAUAUUUUAAAAUUAGUUUUAUUUUCUUUUUCCCCCACAGUAAUUUCAUAGAUCAGCUUAAGUCCACUUUCUGCUUUCAAGUUAUCUUCGAAGAGUAGGAGUUUAAUAACUUACUUAUAAAAUGGAAAGGGAUAUGAAGUCUCCUCCGCAAUUUCUUUAACGGUACAGUAACAAGCUAGUGCUGCUCCUACCAGUAACAGUAUGUUCUUUCUCCUUGUGGAAUGCAGACACCAUGUGGUACAGUUAUUUUAUCAAUUCCUGAAGACUUAUUUUGAUGCACACAAAUUCAAACUCUGUUAAAGUGAUUAAAAACAAAUAAAAGUAAUAUUCUAAUUCA
Messenger RNA from Cygnus atratus (black swan), 1455 nucleotides. It is a transcript of the gene SNAPC5, whose product is annotated as small nuclear RNA activating complex polypeptide 5. Gene Ontology annotation, cellular component: nucleus. The record is from RefSeq and is a predicted model, not a curated record. Gene Ontology annotation, biological process: transcription initiation at RNA polymerase III promoter; transcription by RNA polymerase II. The coding region runs from base 45 to 329 and encodes 94 amino acids. NCBI's taxonomy places the organism in Eukaryota, Metazoa, Chordata, Aves, Anseriformes, Anatidae. The transcript is spliced from 3 exons.